Trifolium pratense (red clover) is the source of this 4881-nucleotide messenger RNA. RefSeq names its product pleiotropic drug resistance protein 2-like. NCBI's taxonomy places the organism in Eukaryota, Viridiplantae, Streptophyta, Magnoliopsida, Fabales, Fabaceae. Gene Ontology annotation, molecular function: ATP binding; ABC-type transporter activity; ATP hydrolysis activity. The coding region runs from base 355 to 4698 and encodes 1447 amino acids. The transcript is spliced from 20 exons. Gene Ontology annotation, cellular component: membrane. The record is from RefSeq and is a predicted model, not a curated record.
GACAUUCAUAACUUAUUAUUAAAUUUGUUAAAGAUUUAUUUCUUUUCUUUAACCAUAAACUAAACAUUCUCCUUAAAAAGUACAUAUUUUAAGAAUUUAAGAAAACUAUACUACUUAGAUUGAAUUAGACAUUAGACACGACGCCAAGAGAAGCAUUAUUCAUCCAAGCCAUCACUUCAUGUCCAAUUAUGUAGACAAUAAAACAUCUCUACCCAUCCAAUUUCCACACAUAAAUCAUUUGUGGUACUCUCAAAUUUCCCUACCAAUACCUACCCAUAAGAAUUUUCAUUAACUACCACACAAAAACACCCAUAAAUAUUAGCUUAUAUGUAUAACCUUAUAAUUUAGAUAAAAAUGGAAGAAGGGUUAGAUGGUGAUGAAGUAUUAAGGUCAAUAAGUAGCUUAAGGAUGAAUAUUGGAUCUUCAUCAAGUAGGAGAAGUUGGCCAUCAACAAGUGGUGAUCAUGUCUUUGAGAGGAAUAACAAAAAGGAAGAUGUUGAUGAUGAAGAAGAACUUAAGUGGGCAGCCUUAGAGAGACUUCCUACUUUUGAAAGGCUAAAGAAAAGCAUUGUGAAACAAGUUAUAGAGAGUGGUGGAUUUAGUUAUGAAGAAAUUGAUAUAUCCAAGCUUGGUAUUCAUGAUAAGAAUAAACUUAUGGAUGGUAUACUAAGAACUGUUGAAGAAGAUAAUGAAAAGUUUCUCCUUAAGAUGAAGGAGAGGAUUCAAAGGGUUGAAAUAGAGAUUCCAAAGGUUGAAGUAAGAUUUGAGAAAUUGUGUGUAGAAGGAGAUGCAUUUAAUGGAAGCAGAGCAUUACCAACGCUUGUGAACUCAACCAUGAAUGCAAUACAGGGAGUUCUUGGAUCAAUCAAGCUUCUCCCCUCAAAGAAGAGUGUUAUCAAAAUACUUGAAGAUGUUAGUGGAAUUAUUAGACCCGCAAGACUUACAUUGCUAUUGGGACCUCCCGGAUCAGGAAAAACCACACUGCUGCAGGCACUUGCUGCCAAACUGGACAGAGAUUUAAGGGUAUCAGGAAGAGUGACUUACUGUGGUCAUGAGUUAUCAGAAUUUGUUCCUGAAAGAACAUGUGCUUAUAUUAGUCAACAUAAUCUUCAUCAUGGAGAGAUGACAGUAAAAGAGACACUAGACUUUUCAGGACGAAGCUUGGGAGUAGGAACAAGGCAUGAUCUACUUGUGGAAUUGACAAGGAGAGAAAAACGUUUAGGAAUCAAACCUGAUCCUGAUAUAGAUGCUUUCAUGAAAGCCACUGCAAUGGAAGGUCAAGAAACAAGUCUCAUCACAGAUUAUGUUCUUAAGAUUCUUGGAUUGGAAAUGUGUGCUGAUACUUUGGUGGGAGAUGAGAUGAGACGGGGAAUAUCUGGUGGAGAGAAAAAGCGGUUAACUACUGGUGAGAUGCUGGUAGGACCUGCAAAAGUUUUCUUAAUGGAUGAGAUCUCGACCGGUCUAGAUAGUUCUACAACCUUCCAAAUAGUCAGGUUCUUGAGGCAGCUAGUUCAUAUCAUGGAUGUCACAAUGAUAAUCUCUCUUUUACAACCUGCACCAGAAACAUUUGAUCUUUUUGAUGACAUAAUAUUACUUUCAGAAGGUCAGAUUGUUUACCAAGGUCCACGCAAAAAUGUACUCGAUUUUUUCGAGAGUGUAGGAUUCAAAUGUCCCGAAAGGAAAGGAGUUGCAGAUUUCUUACAAGAGGUUACUUCUAGAAAGGAUCAAGAGCAGUACUGGUUCAUAAGGGACAAACCUUACCAUUAUAUCAGUGUUACCGAGUUUGUAACUCACUUCAAAAGUUAUGGAAUUGGACAACAACUUUCUGAAGAGCUAGAGGUUCCAUAUGACCGCGCGAAAACUCAUCCUGCAGCAUUGGUUAAGGAUAAAUAUGGAAUCACAAAACUAGAACUUUUCAAGGCAUGCUUUGCAAGAGAGUGGCUACUGACAAAGCGAAGCGCUUUUAUAUACAUAUUUAAGACUAGUCAGAUUAUGAUUAUGUCUUUGAUUGCUAUGACAGUGUUUUUAAGAACAGAAAUGAAAUAUGGUCAACUUGAAGAUGGGAGAAAAUUUUAUGGUGCACUAUUCUUCAGUUUGAUUAAUAUAAUGUUCAAUGGAAUGGCUGAGCUUGCAAUGACUAUUUUUAGACUUCCUGUUUUCUUCAAGCAGAGAGAUUUAUUAUUUUAUCCUGCUUGGGCUUUUGCACUUCCAAUAUGGAUCCUUAGGAUCCCUCUCUCUUUCCUUGAGUCAGGAUUAUGGGUUGUUCUUACUUAUUAUACUAUAGGGUUUGCUCCAGCUGCAAGCAGAUUUUUUCGACAGUUUUUAGCAUUCUUCUGCAUUCAUCAGAUGGGUCUAUCUCUAUUCCGAUUCAUUGCUGCUCUUGGAAGAACACAAGUUGUGGCAAAUACACUUGGUACCUUUAUAUUGCUACUUGUUUUCUUACUUGGUGGCUUCAUUAUAGCAAGAGAUGACAUUGAACCUUGGAUGAUAUGGGGAUAUUAUGCUUCUCCUAUGAUGUAUGGUCAGAAUGCUAUUGCCAUCAAUGAGUUCCUAGAUGAGAGAUGGAGUACUCCAAAUUUGGACCCAAGAGUUCCUGAACCUACAGUUGGGAAGGCUCUUCUCAAGGCUAGAAGCAUGUUUACAGAAGAUUAUUGGUACUGGAUUUGUGUUGGUGCUCUCUUAGGAUUUUCACUACUGUUCAACAUUUGUUUUAUUGUCGCCCUAACGUUUUUGAAUCCAUUUGGUGAUUCUAAAUCCAUUGUUCUGGAGGAAGAAAACGAGAAAAAUCCAUUUGAAAACAUUGAAAUGGAAGAAAGAAAUACCUCAGAGCGUCCAAUUCUCAAUGCAACAACCAAGAGGGGAAUGGUGUUACCCUUUAGGCCACUAUCGCUUGCUUUCGAUCACGUGAAUUACUACAUCAAUAUGCCAGCCGAAAUCAAAAAACAAGGAUUUGAAGAGAGUCGGCUCCAAUUACUAAGAGAUGUAAGUGGUGCUUUCAGGCCUGGAGUACUAACAGCAUUAGUAGGUGUAACUGGUGCGGGAAAAACCACACUGAUGGAUGUUCUUGCUGGAAGAAAAACUGGUGGUUAUAUUGAAGGAAGCAUUAGUGUAUCCGGUUAUCCAAAGAACCAAGCAACUUUUGCUCGAAUAAGUGGAUACUGUGAACAGAAUGAUAUCCACUCUCCAAAUCUUACAGUCUAUGAAUCUAUUGUUUUUUCAGCUUGGCUACGUCUCGGUAAGGAGGUCAACGGAGAAACACAGAAGAUGUUUGUUGAGGAAGUUAUGAAACUUGUUGAGCUACAUCCAGUGAGGAAUUUUUUAGUAGGCCUUCCUGGAAUAGAUGGUUUAUCAACAGAACAAAGAAAGAGACUAACCAUUGCUGUAGAAUUGGUUGCCAAUCCUUCUAUCAUCUUUAUGGAUGAGCCUACAUCAGGCCUUGAUGCUAGAGCUGCAGCAAUUGUUAUGCGUACUGUCAGAAAUACGGCGAAUACAGGGAGAACUGUGGUCUGCACAAUUCACCAACCAAGCAUUGAUAUAUUUGAAUCUUUUGAUGAGCUGCUUUUGAUGAAGAGAGGAGGACAAAUAAUAUACAGUGGUCCCCUUGGUCAACAAUCUCAGAAGCUUGUCAGGUACUUUGAGGCUAUUUCAGGGAUUCCUAAAAUCAAAGAUGGAUAUAAUCCUGCCACGUGGAUGUUGGAGAUCAGUUCUCCAACAGUUGAGUCUCAGCUUAGUGUAGAUUUUGCAGAAUUGUAUAUUAAGUCAGAAUUGUAUCAGACGAAUCAAGAACUUAUUAAAGAGCUAAGCACACCAUUACCAGGAACAAAAGAUCUUAAUUUUGCUACUAAACACUCCCGGUCCUUUACUACUCAAUGCAAAGCUUGCUUCUGGAAACAGCAAUGGUCCUACUGGCGGAAUCCCCAAUAUAAUACCAUCCGGUUCUUCUUGUCGGUAUCUGUAGGUGUUAUUUUUGGACUCAUUUUCUGGAAAAAAGGAGAUAAACUACACAAGGAACAAGAUCUUAUGAAUUUAAUGGGAGCUAUGUAUUCAGCUAUUUUAUUUCUUGGAUCCACCAACACUGCCUCAGUUCAACCUGUAGUAGCAGUAGAAAGAACAGUCUUCUACCGUGAAAGAGCAGCCGGAAUGUACUCAGCUCUCCCUUAUACAAUUGCUCAGGUAGCAAUAGAAUGUAUAUACGUUGCAAUCCAAACACUUGCCUAUACCCUUAUCCUUUACUCGAUGAUGGGGUUCCCUUGGCAAGCUGACAAGUUCAUCUGGUUCUACUACUUCAUAUUCAUGUCCUUCGUCUACUUCACACUUUAUGGAAUGAUGACUGUUGCUCUGACUCCAAACCAUCAGAUUGCUGCAAUUGUUAUGUCUUUCUUUCUAGUGUUCUGGAACAUAUUCUCGGGUUUCGUUAUCCCCAAAUCGCAAAUUCCGAUAUGGUGGAGAUGGUAUUAUUGGGCGUGCCCAACUGCUUGGACUGUAUAUGGUCUAGUGACCUCACAGUUGGGUGACAAAGAGACUCUAAUUGAGGUACCUGGAGCUGGAACAAUAUCUGUAAAAUCAUAUCUCAAUGAACAAAUGGGCUUUGAAUAUGACUUCCUUGGAGUUGUUGCUGUGGCUCAUAUUGUUUUUGUUCUUGUGUUUCUUUUUGUAUUUGCUUAUGGCAUCAAAGUCCUUAAUUUCCAGAAGAGGUAAAUAAUACAGAAUUAAAAACAGAAAGAGCUAAUAUAAAUGAAGAACAAAGUAAAGAGGUAUAUUUAAACUUAAAUGCUUCUGUACCAUAAAUAGCUAGUAUAAACAAAUACAACUUUGGCUUUCAAUGCUCUUUCGCUUGUAUUUAUCUAUUGUUCUCCCAAAUUAUCACAUUUGAGAUGAUAA